Molecule: messenger RNA, 1384 nt
Organism: Zychaea mexicana
Lineage: Eukaryota; Fungi; Mucoromycota; Mucoromycetes; Mucorales; Lichtheimiaceae
Exons: 1
Coding region: 490-1182 (230 amino acids)
Source: RefSeq, a predicted model, not a curated record
GGACAACGGGGUCAAAUAGUGCCAAUGCAUCGAAUAUGAUAGCAUGUACACAGUAUAUGUAUACAUACAUUAUAUAUACACACACACACUGCCCAUAUUAUAAACCACAUUGACCAACGCGCACUGGUCAAGGAGUUGUACCGCUCUUUUUAUUUAAUUCGUCCUCUUGUGCUCUUGAGAGGUCAUGCACUUGCCCGGGCAUCAGGAGAGGUCGAGGGGGGGGGGAGAAGUCCAUUUCAUAUGACGCACGUGCAACAUCAAGAGGGGAUCAUGCAUGGGCUUGCCAUGUCAAUGAGCUGACUUUUUUUUUUUUUUUUCUCUUUUUUGUUUUUGUUCGGAUAGUUUAAAAGCACAUAGCUUGUUUUCUUUCUUUUGUUUAUAUCUUUGCAGCUUCCUUUUCUUUAUCUCCCAACUCUCUCUCUCACACUCACACUCACUUAACACUCACUCAACCACUUUUUUCCCUUUCCUCUCAUUUAAACCCGCUCAAUGGCACCCGACCUCCAGUUCGAUCAAGGCAUAAUGAAGCUGUCCAGCUUCGACCCACAGUCCAAGCGGAUGGAAACCCGCGUUCUCUGUCUUCCCGACCUACCCCGCCUCGAGUCACUUGAACACCUUUUCACUGCUGCGGCUGCAGUUUCUGCUGGUACUACCACCACCAGCAACUCGUCCAACAGAAGCAGAUAUGCCCAAGUCUUUGCAGAACCUACUGCCUCAACAUCGUUACGCUUGACAAAAUCAUUUACGGGCAGCAGUAAAAAGUCAUCAUCAUCUAUGCGUGGUAUUCCUCGUCGCUGCUUCUCCAAUCCAUCAUUGUCGUCGCGCAAGAACAAAGAGUCUGGCAGCAGCGGCAGUAGCAACAGCAACAGCAACAACAAGAGCCACAUUGUACCCGGCACAGAUAGGAUGAUGAUGAUGGCAGGCGAGUCUUGGAAGUCGACAGGAUGCCGCCGCUCUUCAUCACGACGCAGUCUAUCGCACGCUAUUCACGCUUUCACGGGAUUGCUACAAAAAGCAAAGAGAUCGUCGACGCUUCGCAACAAACAGCAGUGGCACAACGAAACGUGGUUCGUCGAGAUGCGCAUGUCGACCGAGGAGCUCGAGCGGCCUUCAAAGAAGAAACGGGUCGGAACGCAUACCGAGAACUGGUGGGCUUCUUCUCCGCCGAUUUGUGCGUGUUAAUUUUUUUUAGCUCUACUGCUUUCAUUAUUCUUUCAUACAUACCCGUCCUUUUGAGACAAUCUUAUAGCACACCCCCCCACCCCUUCAUCCACACCCCAUUCAUUUCAUAUCAAAAAUGCUUUUUAUCGACCCCGGAGGUCCCAUUCCUUUCUCUUUCAAUUGCACAGCACAACACACCCACACCCACCCCCACCCCUUCCAG